AUGCAAUUGGUUCGUGCUCUUUUCCGCACUGCGAGUGCUUUGUCGUGGCUGGGUGCUGCUGCUCGGAUUGCCACGAUACCAACAAUUCCCUUCACAGAGACUGGGGGUACCUACAAUGUGUCUAUGCUCACCGAUAUUGUGGUCGAUUCGCGUUACGCAGAGGAGGUGGACAAUAUUGGCCAGACCUUGAUCCCGCCGACGUUGCUGGAGUUCGCGCAGACCUUCCAAGGGGACCUCAAGUCGGUCCUGGAACUGGACUUGAAACUCUCCCAGGCCACGAAGCGCAAACCUAACUCCAUCUUCGUCACCUUUGGCAACGACACGAGCUUCAUGGAUGCUGCAGGACGAUGGACCCAAGAGGGAUAUAAACUACGCGUAGACGAUCGCGGGCUGGUUGUGACAGGUGCCAGUCCCCUGGGUUCAUGGUGGGCCACUCGGUCAAUUAUUCAAGCUACUGUUGCUGGAAACUCCACGCUCGCGAAGGGAUCGGGUACUGAUGCCCCUGGCUGGGGCACCCGUGGUGUUAUGCUCGAUGCCGGGCGACACUACUACCCGCCAGAAUUUCUGGUUGAAAUGUGCUCGUACCUCUCGUUCUUCAAGCAAAACACGUUUCACGUCCAUCUGAGCGACAACCUCUACAACAAUGUCGAAAGGUACUCUGCAGAACAAUCUCUGGAGCUGGCCGCAGCGUUCCGACUUUGGUCCGAUGAUCAAGCCGUAGCUGGCCUAAACCGUCGCCAAAACGAAUCCUAUACUCGCGAGCAGUUUGAUAAUGUCCAGAUCCAGUGCGCAAAGCGUGGUGUCACUAUCAUCCCCGAGAUCGAGGCUCCCGGCCACGCGCUCGUCAUUGUCCAGUGGAAGCCCCAGCUGGGACUCGAUGACCUGAGCAUGCUCAACAUCAGCCACCCGGAGACCAUCCCCACUAUGAAGGCCAUCUGGAAGACUUUCCUUCCAUGGUUCCAUAGCAAAGUCGUUCACAUCGGCGCUGAUGAGUACGAUAGUAGGCUGGUCUCUGAUUACACGCAUUUUGUUAACGAGAUGAACACGUUCAUCCAAACGGAGACCAAGGGCGAGAAGUCCAUGCGCAUCUGGGGUACUUUCACGCCCAAUCAGGGAGCAAAUAUCUCCAAGACCAUCUCGUAUCAGCACUGGGAUGUCAGGGCGGAUCAACCCUAUUAUGACUACAUCCAGAACGGGUACAAUGUACUCAACUCCGAUGAUUAUGUCUACCUUGUCGGCGGAUGGUCCGGGUCAUUCGCACAGGAAUUGGAUCUGAGCAAGAUUUUCAAUGGCCCAUUUGGCUCUCCUUACUCACCCGUGGUCUUCGACAGCAAGGCAAUCGGCGAUAAUCCGUCCCGUCGCAACCCCCGCGUUCUGGGCGAAGUCGCCGCGCUGUGGAAUGACUACGGCCAAAACUCGACUACCGUGCUGCAAGCUUACUACUCCUGGCGCAAUGCGCUCCCCGCUCUAGCUGAUAAGCAAUGGGGUGGUAACAUUACCGAGGCUGAGUACACCUCUAUCUUCGACACCCUUCACGCUGCAGUGCCAGCCCAGAACCUGGACCGCAAAAUCCCCAGCAGGUCCGACACAAUCCUGCACUACACGUUCGACAAUUCAAACUCAAACACUGUUAGGGACCGCUCCGGCAACGGAUAUGAUGGGACCAUCCACGGUUGCCACAUGACCGACUCCACCAUCCACUUCGCUGGCGGGUGCUACCUCGAGACACCGCUGAGCAGCAAGGGGCGCGACUACACGCUCUCGUUCCGAGUGAAGCCUACUUCCAGCAAUCCAGGUACUCUCUUCGCUGGUUCAGACUCGACCUUCGUCAAUGGAAACGGGACCAUCACCAACGCCACUCUGAUUAGCGGCGGGAGCCCGUACUCGUUAAACUAUACACUGCCGCUGAACAACUGGACCGAUGUCAGUCUCGUUGGUGAUGGUAAUGCCACUCGCUUGACUGUCUCUACCGAUGGUUCUAAGUCGGAGACGAUGGAGUUCACUACCAGAAUUGGUGUCGACGGAGAAUACUCCGUCUGGGCGCCGAUUGGGGUUGAGGCGCCGCUCGCCCGGGUGGGCGAGGGGUUCACUGGGUUGAUGCAGAAUAUUAUGCUGCGUGGGAGUGCAGCCUAG
Messenger RNA from Penicillium canariense, 2133 nucleotides. RefSeq lists its product as uncharacterized. The transcript has 3 exons. NCBI's taxonomy places the organism in Eukaryota, Fungi, Ascomycota, Eurotiomycetes, Eurotiales, Aspergillaceae. Gene Ontology annotation, biological process: carbohydrate metabolic process. The record is from RefSeq and is a predicted model, not a curated record. Gene Ontology annotation, molecular function: beta-N-acetylhexosaminidase activity. The coding region runs from base 1 to 2133 and encodes 710 amino acids.